GAUGCAAAGAGGGAGGGAGUGGCUGCUGGCCGCAGACACAGCUGGUUCCUGACAGGAAGCCCAGACAGUGGCCCAGGUCCUGCUACGUACUACUGUCUGCAGCUAUCACCACAGCCAGCACUGCUGCCUUGCCUCCCCAGGGGCUGCAGCCCUGCAACACCCAGAAACACACACAAACUGUAACAUACUAACACACACUUCUCUUUUGAGCUGCAGUGGCAGGCAGGGCAGGAGGAGGGUUCAGAUGAGAGCACAGCCCCUCAGCCAGAGCCACGAGACAAGCUGACCUGCCACUGACAUACACACACUCUCACACACACUCUGCUGGAAGGGAACGAAGAGAGCUUGAGAGAACCAGAUGAACGGAAAAGAAGAAAAAAGAUCGAUUAGCACACAAUAUAUGCCAAGUACAUCUGAAGAGGACAGCAAAAGAGACUGAAGACAAAGACUGUUAUUCAUGGAUCUCAACAUAGAACUGUCAUACAUUUUUCUAACGCAAAGUUUUAUGCAGACAUGAAGCAAAGAAAAAAUACCAGAGGAUUCCUGGAAUAAUACAACAAGGAUCGGAGGCAACCUCUGGCUGUUUAUUGUUUUUCUCUGUUCAGAGCUAUAACUACAACUAAGUCCCUGUCCUUGCAUGGUAGUUCAGUGAGUCAUACAAUGAUCUACUGGGGCCUCAAAGGUAAACUGGCUGAACAUUAUGAGGAAAAACAUCCAAAGCCUCAAGGACAUAUGGAAGAGAAGGUCAAGCAGGAAAGUCUUCUAGCGUUUUGGAGCUCAUAGAGAUUUUUUGUUUUGAUUGCCGUCUCUGCUACACUACUUGGACCUAUAGACCUGCCAGUGUGCAUACAGUGCCUUACACUAACAGUGUGUCACCUAACCCUGAAGCCCCUUACCUCACAAAGAAAAUUGGAAAGUUGAGAUCCUACAAGUUGUGAUUUGAAGGUCCAAACAUGUCUGCUGAGGUCCAUUUGGAGCGCCAGAAGAAGGCCAACCUGAGAGCUGGGACUUCCUCUGCUCCAGCAUUUGCUCCACGUGUCCCCACAGUCACACUGAUCAGCCACAGAGAGCUGAGGGAUAGACACACUGCCCACAGACUGCAACCUGGAAGCCUUGAUCCAAACCUGGCAACCAGCAGCCACUACAGAUGUAGUGAAGGUAGCAGAGUGCAGAAGGUUGGAACAAUGCCAGAUUCACCUGUGGAUGUGAAAACCCAGCCCAGGUCCACCCCACCCACCAUGCCUCCUCCACCCCCGGCUGUCAGCCAAGCAACCAAUCGCAAUGCUUCAUUCACCCCUACUACCAGUAAAUCAAUGCUGAAUGGGAGCAGCCACUCUCCUACAUCGCUGAACGGUGCUCCGUCAACUCCUAACGGCUUCAGUAAUGGACCAGCUAUGUCCUCGACGGCCUCGCUUUCCAACCAGCAGCUCCCGCCAGCUUGUGGUGCCCGACAACUCUGCAAGCUGAAGCGCUUCCUGACCACAUUGCAACAGUUUGGCAAUGACAUAUCGCCCGAAAUUGGAGAGAGAGUGCGCAGCCUUGUGCUGGGGCUCGUGAACUCCACUCUCACCAUCGAAGAGUUUCACUCCAAACUUCAUGAGGCCACCAACUUCCCUCUGAGGCCGUUCGUCAUUCCCUUCCUGAAGGCAAACCUGCCCCUGCUGCAGAGAGAGUUGCUCCACUGUGCCAGGUUGGCCAAGCAGACUCCAGCUCAGUAUCUGGCCCAGCACGAGCAGCUUCUGCUGGACGCCAAUGCCAGCUCGCCCCUCGACUCCUCCGAGAUCAUGCUGGAGAUGAAUGAGCACGGCAAGAGACGGACCCCUGACAGGACCAAAGACAGCUCAGAGAGAGAUGGGUUGCACCCGGAGCACCUGGCUAAGAGGCCCUGCACCAUCAGCCCUAGUCAACGCUUCAGCCCCAGCACAGGUCUUCCUGCUCACCCGCCUCCCAACGGACUCCCCACACACCCUCCCAAUGGCCUGUCCCACCCACCCAACCCCCAAAUGGGACCCCAGCACUAUCGCUUAGAAGACAUGGCCCUGGCACACCAAUACAGAGACGCUUACAGACAUAAUGAACACCGUGACGCCCGAGACAGGCACCGGCAGACAGUGCAUGGAGCCCGCCAAGAGGAGGUGAUUGACCACCGUCUCACAGAUCGAGAGUGGGCAGAGGAGUGGAAGCACCUUGAUAAUCUCUUGAACUGCAUCAUGGACAUGGUGGAGAAGACGCGCCGCUCUCUGACGGUGCUACGCCGCUGCCAGGAGGCCGACCGGGAGGAGAUGAAUCACUGGAUUCGGCGCUACAGUGACGUGGAGGAGAUGAAAAAAGGUGGGAGCAACGGACAGCACUGCCUUCCUCCUCCUCCUCUUCCUCCUCCUCCUCCUCCUCACCACAACUCCUCCUCCAACACAGCUAGCAGCAGCGAGUCACUGCCCAUAGGAACUUCCUCGGCUGCUGAAAGGCAGACAGGCAGACAGACAGAGAUCCACAGAGACUUCUUACACCGGCCUCCCUCAGGAUACCUGCCAGAAGAAAUCUGGAGGAAAGCUGGUACUACAAGCAUCCCGCUCUCCCCAGCACUAAAGCACCUCCAAAACAGGCAGGAGGAGGCAGUGAAUGAAGUCAAGCGACAGGCGAUGUCAGAGCUGCAGAAGGCAGUGUCAGAUGCAGAGAGGAAGGCCCAUGAAAUGAUUUCAGCCGAACGCUCUAAAAUGGAGAGGGCGCUGGCCGAGGCCAAGAGGCAAGCCUCUGAGGAUGCACUAACAGUCAUCAACCAGCAGGAGGACUCCAGUGAAUCUCACCAGAGCUGCUGGAACUGCGGGAGGAAGGCCAGUGAGACGUGCAGCGGCUGCAACACGGCUCGCUACUGCGGCUCCUUCUGCCAACACAAAGACUGGGAGAAGCACCAUCAUGUCUGUGGUCAAGGCCUGCAGGGGCUGCCAGGGGGCAGCAGUGUCCCUCUAGGCACCCCCUCCUCCUCCUCAGCGUCCUCCAGUGCGCCCCCCACCCACUCAGCGAGCACUCCUCCAGGACCUUUGUCCCUGGCAGGCCAGAGCAGUAUUGCGGGAGGGGCUGGCAGCGGCAGUGGAAGUGUCUCUGCCAGCCCCAAGGAGAGCAGUUCCAGCAGUGCCUCUCGCUCCACAACUCCAGCUACCCCCGCCCUACUGGAUGCCACCUCUCGCUGACGUCUGACCCUUGACCCUUCCCUGCAUACUGAUGCGACAGUGCCCACACUCCACACAAAACCAAACUGAGGAAUCUUCAUCGCACACUGCUCUCUCUCCUCCUCCCCUACUUCAGUCCGUAUUUCCCUCUUAUCUUAAGCUCUUCUGAAAAUCUUCUCACUACCUGAUUAUAGACUGGUUUUUUCAACUUGUCACCUUCUCCCCAAAUACUUUUUCUGUCUUUGUCUCUUUCACAACCAUAGCCACAAAUACAAAGAUUCCAGCCUGGGGCUCAGUGUAGUGGAAAGCAUGAAAAGUGUCUCCUAUCUCUGUGUUCAGUCACAGAAACACAUUAGAUGUGUUUGCUGAAAACAUGAGCUUUGACUUGAAGAUGUGACUGAGAUGUACCCUCAGUAAUGUAAGCAUGUUAAAUACUGUACACAUAAGGACACAAGAUAAGGACUGUGGUAAAGCAACGUUGAUGGGGGGAUGACUAGGCCGAUUAGCACUUGGAUUGAAUUUCCCUUUAAUUUAGCACCAAUGAGAGAACAGUACCCAGCCCUGAGAUGUGCACUACCAGUCCUAAUAGUUCACUGAUGUGGCACUACAGUGUCCUAAUGGAGACAGGCAAGGAAUAUAAUAGGCCUACCUAUUUUCAAAUGGAUGAGGGAAGCCUGUGAUGCGAUUAAUUCCUCAGAAACACAGCUUAGUAUUUAUUAAAUGUUUCUUUCUGGCUUUAAGGGAAAAUAAAGAAAGUCCAAAUAUUCUAAAUAAAGAAUAAUAGUGAUGAUGAUGAUGCUGAUAAUGAUGAUAACGAUAUGAAAAUUAAUUAAUUUUAAACUGCUAACUACCUUGCUAGCGAGCCAAGAAAAUCUACACCGGACUCACCUCUCUGCACCAUUGUGAACCCAAAUGAAUUCAAAGAUGAAAAAUAACAUGAUCCAAACCUUUGUAUUACACUGCCAAAGUGAGUAAGUAAGCGAUAAGGAGAAGCACUCAUCGUAUAACCAAACGCAAAGCAACAUCACCUCCUCAGCAGAUAAGCCAGCCCUGAGAGGACCAGGCUGCAGAGAAGCUGCAGAACGGGACCCAGAGAUAGUCAGACAUUUAAAAAAAAAAACUGUGACCUGCUUUGAUCUGCAGCUGCUUCCUGCUGUCUGGACAAAACUACAGCGAUUCCUCAGUGAUGGCCCAGACUAGUGAAUAUGGACAAUGCUGUGAACUUGCCUACUAGAAAGACUUAAUGAAAUGGAUGGAAACCAUGCUACAGUGUGAUUUUUUUGAGUCGUAACAGGGAGGACAGAGAGAAAAAAAGGCUACACAGCUUCAAAGGAGAUGAAGAUACAUACAUGGCAAGGGAGCUGCCAAAAACCUCAAAACAAGCUUGAAAACAUCGUCCAAGAAGAAGGCACUGCAUACUAUGGAGACAUAUGGGAAGAUUGUUUCUAAGUUGUUUAUUUACAGCUCCACAACAAGGAGAUAUGUCAAGAAAUUGCUGUUACCUUUACAUUCACUCCCUCCUUUUCCAAAGCAUGAUAAACAGAUGAAAGAGCCUAGUAAAGGGUGGUGUAGACUUGGUUCUCCUCUCUCUUUCUACCUCCCCUCACCCCACACUUCCCUUCUACACUUUUCCCCAACUACUUGACUCAAGUCUACCCCUAACCCCAGCCUGCUUUGAACAGAGCCUCAGUGUAGUCACGUGCAAGGGUUGGAACCUGCUUGUAGAUAUUGUUCCUCUUUUCAAAUUUCAAUAAUGUCUCUUGUCGCCGAUGUCCAUAUGUGCUGCCCUUGUGUAUAUCCAGAAAGAUGGACUUUGUUUUGGUUUUGUUACCUUUCAUUUGCCUCCUUUAAGUUUGGGCUGAGCAGUGAAGUCAGAGCAAGGACACUCGUUUAUCAGAGGAAGCCCCACAUUUUACUUAUUGUUUGAUUUGUUGUAUCUAUAUUAAUGAGAUGAAACCCCUCUUGUAGAAUAUUUUGUAUUGCUUGCAUUGUAAGACAGUGAGAGGACGGAGGUGCAAUAUGAAGAGAAUUCAGCUACUGAAUGGAACCUCAGCAACUGCCCAUUGGGUGUCAUAUAAUAUACAUACAUAUAAAUAUAUUUAAAGUAACAUCAGUAACUUAAUGUGAAUGUACAUAGUAUUUAAAGAGGUCCAAAAAUGUGUUUGCCAAAUAACAGAAACCUUUAAAGUUUAAUGUCCAGAAUAUGAUUUUCUCAUAGUACAUUUGUUUCUCAAAUUGAUCAGUUUUCCUUUCUUUCUCUCAUACAAGUUAAACACUUCAAAUUUUCACUCAAAUCAAAGUGUCAUGUGACCCUGAGUGGAGACUGUUGGUAACAGAGGUAAAGUGGCUCCAUACUGAACCACAAUGCAUGUAGCUGAGGGGGUGGAUGGACUUCCAGAACAUUUUCUGAAUUCAUUAAUUUUGUUAAUGUUUCACUUUAUUGCAAUUGGGAUUAAAUUAUGUCAUUGUGUGCUUCAUUCACCCCAGGUCAAUUUACAUCCUGCAGGAGGGGACUCAGCAGUGUGUAUUGACAAAAAAGCCUAAAUGUAGUCAGUAGCUUGGAAAAAAAAGAAAAAAAGUGGUGGCUCAGUUUCAAAUUUUGUUCCUUCACACCAAAUUUAGGAUUUGUCAAACUUGAUAUAUCAUGUCAAGUGUUCUGUUACCUUUCGGCUCAAGUGCCACUGCAGUGACCCUCUCUUUUGGUCCUCAUCAACCUGCGUGUGUGUGUCUGUGUGUGUGUGUGUGUGUGUGUGUGUGUGGUUCGGCGUGUUUGUCUCCCCCCCCAAAAGGUGCAGGACAAGCCAUUACUGUAGGAUUACGUGAUAUGCCAGUGUUAAGCUACAGUAAACUUCAAACCUAAUUUUGAUACCCAAUCUCUGAAAUGUUGCUUUUUUUUUUUUUUUACUGAUUAUUGUUUAUUUGUAAAGAUGCAACCUGAGCAUAAGCUGAAGAUCUGGGAUGGGUCUUUAUUUCCAGGCCAAGAGAGUAGCAUCACCUCUUUGGGUUUAUUUUAUUUUUCAGCCCUUCCCACAUGUUCCAGCAAUAUGAUCACUUCUGGUAAACACAUGUUUGUUAAACUGUCUCAAGGCAUUUACUUAAAGCAACAGAGGGCCUUGUAGCAGCCAUGCUCACACAAAUUUUAUAUUGAUCAUUGUAAACCCUACAUGGUUGGCCUCAUACACACUUGGACCAAAUAAAUAGGUCAUUUUCUUUUUGCAGUGGGUGGAAUUGGAAAGCGAAAACUCUGUUUUUUCUGCUUUUUGUUGAUCAACAGAUGGAUAAAGUGAAUAAUUUUUUAGACUAUCUGAGGCAUAUAAUUCAAAUGGGAUAAGCUGCAAGGUACCCCUGCAUCUGUUUGUAGCAUUUAUGUAUGUGUGUUAUAAUUACCGUGAUAUGGUGUUGACCUCAGCCUUUUGUGCCCUUUCACCCGAUGUCUAAUUCCUCCACUACUACCGCAGACCACUUUUCAUCUCCUCCACCACACACACACACACACACACACACACACACACUAGCUACCUCCUGUGACCAUACAGCUAACCACCAGGAGAGGUUGACCUGGACUUUGAAAAGCUGGGCUGAGAGCAGACAUGGAAAUGCACAUUCAAAAACAAAGCAUAUCAAUCUGUCUGAAAAUGAUAAAAACAAAAGCGUUGAAAGGAAUUGCCAUCACUCAUGAUGUAGAAGAGUAUUUAUUCUCACCAGACCUCACCUUUUUGAUCACAUCCCACUAACCAAAUGGAUACUGUUGUAAUUUAGUAAUACACAUACAGUCAAACCUGUAUAUUACCUAACUGAACACAGAAUCAACCAUGACAUGCCAUUUGUUGUCUAAAACCAAUAAAAGCACAAACCAAAGUACUCCUGCAUUGCCAUAGUAGGCUUUGACACAGUGUGUAUUGACAGACCAGAAAUAAUAAAGUUAGAGCUCCACUACACCAAUUAACCAAAGUGUCUGAAAUACAUACAAUCAGGGCACAAGAGUGAAGAGCACGCUCAAUGAACCGGCUGAGUUUCAAAUAUGUAGAAUUCUUAGUCAAGCAAUCAAAGCGCUUGUUGUCUACAUAUUGAAUAGUAAAAAUAAUAGAAGCAUCUCCUUUGGAAAAGCCUACUGAUUGCGUGUUCUUACAGUUACAAAGCCUUGCAGAGAUAAAAUUAAUGUGUGGUGGGUGUGUGUUUGUGUGUGAAAGGUGGUGUGUGUGUUUUUGUAAAAAAAAAAAUCUAAUUUUUUUUCUGUGUCUCUGUACAAACUACUUGAAACCUUCAGAGCUUUAAUGAAACAUCCCAGACAGACUACAGUGGCAGAUCAAUUCACAAUAUGUAGCAACAGUUUUGUGCAGUAAAAUACCGCGUUUGAGUACAAUAUCCACAUUAAAACAACACUGUAAUGACAGUUCCAUUCAACUCUAAGUGCUUUGCCUGUGCCUCCUUGUCUGCAAGUAAGCCCUCAGAUAAACUAAACUAAACCAAACCCAAUAGACCUGUUAUACAUGACCAAAAUACAACCAAAAAGCUACAACUUUCUUCUUCUUUCACUUUGGUUAAUGUUUUUUGUGUUAUGUCCCAGCAUUAGAGAACUUAAAUGUGGUCGAUUGUGUGGGACAUGAGGCUGCAGUCCGACAAAAAUCGGAGCUGUAGAGGAAUGAGCAACCUGUGCUUCACAGAGAUUCUCCCUCCUGAUUUCACUGGACAGGUUACAAAAUAACAGAUCAAUGUUCUGUUCAGCUGGGUGUAAGCUUCACAAAGUCAUGAAACAAAUGAGAUUCGUGCUGAGGUGUCAUAUACUUUUCUCUGUGAAGAUAUUAUAGAUGGCAAACGCAUAAGGGCUCUGCUAUUGUGAAUACCAUCCAAGGGUCUCUGAACACUUUACAUCAGCCACUUUUCUAUUUGUUUAACUAUGUACAUGAUAUGGGCAAAACGCAUGUUUAGAAAAGACAAAUAGCAGGUUGGCAUUUGUCUCUCCCUACCCCAACCAGUAACUCUACCAAUGAAGUUUCAAGGCUCUUCUGAUGUGAUGGUGACAUGUCCUUCCUGUGAAACAGGCACUGAUGAAUAGCUACAGUAGAAAGCUAAAGUGGCAAACAGUGGAUACAGCACUUGUUUUCCCAAAAGCCAUGGCUCAGGAUGGUCCUGUUAUUACCUUUACAUGAAUUGAAAAGGUUUAUGGUUUUAUAUGUGUAGGGAAACAUUCUAUACUGUAUUGUGCAAUACAUUAUUACAGAAAAAAACACGUUUCUGUAGGAAAGGUUGGCGCUUUGAAGAUCUUUCUUCUUUUGUUUGAUUUCCCUCUUCAAAAGGUCCUGUUGCCGUUUUUAGAUGAAGUUAACUGUGCCAGAAGAAUUAAAUUCUGAUUUGUAUUUAUUUCUUGCAUGCUUUCCUCCCUGUUGCUAAUACCGCUCUUUAACUGUUCGCUCUGUUGGAUGUGUGAAGCUGUAAAACAUUCUAAUUCAGGUUAUUGUCUGUGUUGAACAAUGUAACUGUGUAAUUAAAACAUGAAAUUAAGUAUUCA
Molecule: messenger RNA, 8676 nt
Organism: Siniperca chuatsi (mandarin fish)
Lineage: Eukaryota; Metazoa; Chordata; Actinopteri; Centrarchiformes; Sinipercidae
Gene: cbfa2t3
Product: CBFA2/RUNX1 partner transcriptional co-repressor 3
Exons: 12
Coding region: 954-3188 (744 amino acids)
Biological process (GO): negative regulation of DNA-templated transcription; DNA-templated transcription
Cellular component (GO): nucleus
Molecular function (GO): transcription corepressor activity
Source: RefSeq, a predicted model, not a curated record